GGUCAUCUCAGUAAUUUUGUCAUGAGUUUCCUCUAUCUUCGCUUUGUCAGCCAGAUUACCUGUAGAAGUAAAGCUAAGGCAAAAUAAGCAUCUUUUUUGUAUCGAGCAUGAAUUUAAUCUGUUCUACUUUCUUUCACAACAGCCAACGACCUCGCGCUGCCCUACAGCCAGGGAGGCGACGUCAAGCUGCACCACAUUCGGUCGGUUUUGGGGGAACCGCACGACGAAUCUUUACGGCUCCGUCGCCACAAGACCAAGAGAAUUCCGCCGAAGGAGUAAAAUCAAAAGCAGGCUUAGGCUCGGUUUUUGGGCAGUUGUUUUUGCUUUUAUGUUUAGAGCUGUUUGAUGUCUUCGUCCCGGUGCAGUUUUUUAUACAUCACUCAGCUUCGAUCCUCACCCAAUAGUGGUACAUCAAUCAACAUUCUGUUCAUCGUCGCAAAAAGCUGGGAAGUUAUUAGCGCGGAAGAAACCGCUUUUUGUUGCGUUUUUAUCGAUUACAAACAUCAGCUCUCUUUCUAAUGUUACCGUUUCAACAUCAACUCUUGUGCGCGUAAGAAUGAACAAGUUGAAGUUUAGCCAUCAAUUACACCAUCUUCAAUCCUUGUCCUAGGUCAACAUCCUUUCUCCUAGGACGUCCAGGAUCUGAUCAGUUUUGAUAUACCUAUUAUCGCUUUUUUGUUCACGGGAAAAAAGGUCAACAAUACUCACAAUAGUCACCACGGCAACAUUUGUUCUUUCACCUGUAGAAAAUUUUUGGUAUGUUAUUUGCUUCUCUUCGCAGCUCUUGUAGUCGCGUCAUCAUGGUUAUCUCUUGUAUGAAAAUGUACAAUAUGAUGAAGCAGAUAUUGGCUGAAUCUCGAAUGACACACACAGUUGUAUAAACGAUAACCAUUGUGCUACACUAAAAGUAGAUAAG
Messenger RNA from Amoebophrya sp. A120, 916 nucleotides. Lineage: Eukaryota; Dinophyceae; Syndiniales; Amoebophryaceae. The record is from the annotation of a GenBank genome assembly.